AUUUAUUAAUGGUCUUUUAUAUUAUUGGAUUGGGACUUGGGGAUCAUCUUGAUAUUACAGUUAAAGGACUUGAGGUAAAUUAAUAAUAUAUUUAAGGCUGUGAAAACGUGUAAAUAAAUUUAUUUAGAAAGCUAUACAUCAAUACUAGGAAUCAAUAGAUUAAAACUUUAAGAAUUUUAUGGAAAAGAAGUUAUUGAAGCUGAUAGAGAAUGUUGUGAAACUGGGAUUGAUGAAAUACUUUAAAAUGUCUCAAUAGAUCUUUAAAAUAAUUAUGCAUUCUUAGUUGUUGGUGAUCCAUUUUGUGCUACUACACAUACAGAUCUCUUUUUAAGAGCAGUUAAAUUAGGAAUAAAAGUAGAAGUGAUUCAUAAUGCAUCAAUAAUCAAUGCUAUUGGUUGUACUGGUUUACAAGUUUAUAGAUUUGGAGAAACAGUAUCUGUACCAUUUUUUACUGAAAAAUGGAAGCCUUAUAGUUUUUAUCCAAAGAUAAAGGCUAAUUUAGAUCAUAAUUUACAUACUUUAGUUUUAUUAGAUAUAAAAGUCAAAGAAAUUUCAGAAGAAAAUUUAGCAAGAGGUAAAAAAAUUUAUGAAGCUCCAAAAUUCAUGAGUACUCAAAUUGCUGUUUAAUAAAUUAUUGAAUCAGAUAAAUAAUUAGGUUUAAAUUCAAUAGAUGAAAAAACUAAGUGUUUUGGAGUUGCUAGAGUUGGAUUUGAAACAUAAAAAGUAAUUAAAUAUUUUUUAUAUAUGAGAUUGUUUCUGGUUUCUUACAUGAAUUUUUAGACAUUGAUAUGGGACCACCUUUACAUUCAUUUGUUAUUUGUGCUAAAGAAUUACAUCCAAUAGAAGAAGAAAUGUUUUAGUUUUAUAGAAACAAUUAACAAAAAAUAGAUUGA
Molecule: messenger RNA, 893 nt
Organism: Paramecium sonneborni
Lineage: Eukaryota; Ciliophora; Oligohymenophorea; Peniculida; Parameciidae
Source: the annotation of a GenBank genome assembly